This is a messenger RNA of Octodon degus (degu), 225 nucleotides long. It is a transcript of the gene Sprr4, whose product is annotated as small proline rich protein 4. The transcript has a single exon. The record is from RefSeq and is a predicted model, not a curated record. NCBI's taxonomy places the organism in Eukaryota, Metazoa, Chordata, Mammalia, Rodentia, Octodontidae. The coding region runs from base 1 to 225 and encodes 74 amino acids.
AUGUCUUCUCAGCAACAGCAGCACUCCAAGUGCCCACCCCAGCAGGCCCAGCAGCAGCAGGUGAAGCAGCCUUGCCAGCCACCCCCAGUGAAAUGUCAAGAGACCUGCUCGCCCAAAACCAAGGAUCCCUGUGCUCCCCAGGCCAAGAAGCAAUGUCCACCCAAAGGUGCUGACCAGCAGAAGCGUCCCUCAGGCCAGCAAGCUCCCCAGAGUAAACAGAAGUAA